Eimeria tenella is the source of this 1995-nucleotide messenger RNA. RefSeq lists its product as uncharacterized. The transcript has a single exon. The record is from RefSeq and is a predicted model, not a curated record. NCBI's taxonomy places the organism in Eukaryota, Apicomplexa, Conoidasida, Eucoccidiorida, Eimeriidae. The coding region runs from base 1 to 1995 and encodes 664 amino acids.
AUGACAACAUGGACGAAGUCACUGCCUGAUGAGGAUCUACAGUCGUUGGACACUGCAGCCUACAGUGACAGCGUCCACACAGACAAUGGAGCAGUCGAGCCGGGAGCCCUUGAUAACCUUCAGCUGCAGCUCCAAAGUGCUGAAGCAUCUCAAAAGGCCAAAGUCAAAACGAGUGUAGGCGUCGUGCUGCUGUUGCUGCUCGCUAGCGGAUUGCUUGCUGGCAAGGCGAUCUUUUGUCCACUGCCGGGGAAAUAUGUCUUGGGAGAAAACGAGCCGCCUCUGCACCCUUCGGUGGAGAGUCGAGAAGCAUGCCAGGCGCUCAAUGCAGUGGGAGCAAGAGAGGAGGAGCAGCGGAAACCUAGCGAUCGAGCUCGAGAAGAAGCUGCUGCAAAGGAUGCACUGGCACCAGAGAAAGCUCUAAUGCAGCUGAAGCUGGAGAAAAUCCAGGAACUUUUUGCAUAUGCAGAAAGUUUCGUGUAUGUGAUUGGUACAGAAGAAGCUGAGAAGCUGGCAGACAACGUGGAGCAGCAGCUUGGGAAAGCGCAGUCGUUGAGCAAAGAGCCAGGAAAACUGGAGGCCAUAGAAGAAUGCCUCCAAGACGCAGUAAAAAACUUGCGCAAUUUGGAUCGCCUCGCAGGAAAGCACUGUGAAUUCCUUAUUUCGGUAGAAGGAAAGUCGGGGGAGUUUCCCUCUCUCUGGGACACAGAGCCUGCAGCAGAUUUUGCGUCUUUUGAGGACGGCGGCCUUGACCCAGUAGACACAGUGCACCGCAUGGUGAUCAUGUUCAACUCAAUGCAGCAAGCAUUUCAAAAAGUGGGCGAAAGUUUCGAGAAAGUUAGUCGGGUUUUGUUGGCCAAGAAGCAUUUCAACACUGAAGAAGACACCCAAUUGGUGGAGGACAAACUGGACGAUUUGCACUUUCUGAACAGCAGCAUCAAAUCCAAAAACGGUUUCCACGAGCUUGCGAGGAAACUGAAAGCGGAUAUUCAUGAGGGCAUCAGGGCCAAGGAGUUGAGGUCGCUGGAAGAAGAGAUGCUGCUGCUGCUGAGGGAUUUCACUCCAAUACAGUUAUCUGCGAAGCUUGCCCGAAAGGCGAACGAAAUGAAAGUGAAAGCUUCCCUUGUCGAGGCCUUUGAACUUAGUUUCGUGGAGGAGAAAGCCAAAGAGGUGAAUGGCUUGCUGGCUACUCUGCACCAGCAGGUCACUCAAGUUGAAACUACUUCGGGGGAAAAUAUGUUUUACGCUGUCAACAAAGCUCAGGAAACAGCCCAAGAGGCCCGAGAACUUCUGCACGCCUUGCGCGAACAAGCCAAGACACUGCUGCCCGUGCUGCCGAGCAGCCUCUUCAGCCUCAGAAAGCUCAUGUUUGUUGAGGAAACUGAGCGCAUUCAUGAUCUAUGCAUCUUGGAAGGCAAGGUAAUACUCAGCAUUUUGGAAGAUGCAAGAUUCAGGGCCCAGAAAUGGCUAGAUCCUGAAGACUAUUCUCCAGGUCACUUCCACCAGCUAGGGAGUGAAAUCUUCGAGGGGCUCUUGUCAAACAUAAGACAGCUCAAAGGCGAAGUUGGAACUCGCGUCAGUCGAUCCCGAAUGGCCUUUAUAGAGUCUCAGGAAGCAGAAAACCCAGACGCUGCUUUGACUGCUAUGAAGUCGCAGGCAAGAUAUUUAGUCCAGCUGGUCAAAGUUAAGGAGGAGGCGCGUCUAGUUCUCCUUGACAUCAAGUCUUUGGAGCUGCUUAGGAAGGACAUAGAUCUGCUUCAAGCAGCGGGUUUAAUUGCGAGGUUAUGCAAAGUUUCAAAUACUUUUGCUGCAAUGAAACUACUGAGUUCUGUUGCCAAAGACUACAGCAAAGCCCACAAGUCCGUCAUGGACGCAAAGACACUUGUCGAAGUGUCAGACAACAUGGUCAGGUUGCGGUCUGCAGUGACUGCAAUGUACAGCGCCGUCGCCGCGCACAAAACUGGUGAAGAUUUCGAAGAAGCACCGAGCCCACUUUGA